AUGGGGCGUUUGCAUGGCAUCCGUGUAGCUCGGGGAGCUCCACCAAUAUCUCACUUAUUGUUCGCGGAUGAUUGUUUUCUGUUUCUCCGGGCAAACUCUGAGGAAACGCAGUGUAUGAAAUAUGUGUUGGAUACUUAUUCUACAGCUUCAGGCCAAUGCAUAAAUUAUGAAAAGUCCAUGGUAUGCUUUAGUGCAAAUGUUACUUUAACAGCCCGUAAUGCAGUAACUCACAUUCUUGGAGUAACGGAAGGGGACACGGCUGGUAAAUAUUUAGGUCUCCCGUCGCUAGUGGGGAGAAGAAAGACACAAAUUUUGGGGUUUUUGAAAGACAGAAUCCUAACAAAGGUGCGAAGUUGGAAUGCUAAGUUCCUCUCUCGAGUUGGGCGAGCGGUGCUGUUGAAAAACGUCAUCCAAGCAAUGCCUAGCUAUGCGAUGAUGGUUUUUCUGCUGCCCGAAGGUUUGUGUAGGAAUAUUGAAGUUCUAAUGAACGAAUACUGGUGGACUGGCACAGUGGGUAAUGGAAAGUGCCUGAGAUGGAGGUCUUGGAAUGGUCUGUCACGCCCAAAGGGUGUAGGAAGAUUGGGUUUCCGGUCUUUGAGGGAAAUGAAUCUGGCAUUAUUGGGCAAGCAAGCAUGGAGGUUAGUCAAGAAUCCUAUGUAUUUGGUUGCUCAAAUUUACAAAGCCCGCUAUUAUCCAAACAGCUCCUACUUUGAUGCACCAGCAGGAAGUAACUCAUCCUUUAUUUGGAGGGGUUUACUAGAGGUUCAGAAUGUCCUGCGAGAAGGAUGUAGGCGGAGUAUUAGCAAUGGAAUAGAGACGGUGAUCGGAAGGCAUGCUUGGCUGCCUUCGAUUGAUGAACCCUACAUCACAACACCAGUGUGUGAAGCGGUUUUUGAAUUGUGUGUGGCCACGUUGUUUAAUGAACAAGGAACGGGUUGGAAUGUCGAUCGUGUUCGGAAUAUUUUUUAUGCCCAGGAUGCCAAUUUAAUUUUGAAUAUUCCAAUUUCUGUCCGAAAGCCACAGGACUCGUGGUACUAG
Molecule: messenger RNA, 1038 nt
Organism: Ipomoea nil (Japanese morning glory)
Lineage: Eukaryota; Viridiplantae; Streptophyta; Magnoliopsida; Solanales; Convolvulaceae
Exons: 1
Coding region: 1-1038 (345 amino acids)
Source: RefSeq, a predicted model, not a curated record